CGCUCCCAGCUCCGCCGCUGCCCUCGCGAAUGGAGAGCGGGUCCCCGGCGGGGGGAGCGCAGCGCGUCUGUCUCCGGGAGCGCGGCCCGGCCGCCCCGGCAGCCGCUUCGGCCACAGCAGAUGGGAGCAGCUCCGGGACUGCGCCCGCCCCGCCGCGGUCACCCUGAGGCCAGGGACCCGGGAGCGCGACCUCCUGGCCGCCGUCUGGGACUUUGACCUUCCGGAGGCCAUGGAGGCUGGCGGGGAGCAGGGCGCGACCUGAUCGCCUCCCCCUGGACGCCUCCGCCAACGGCGCUCACGCUUCGGUAACUUUGCAGCGCUCAUGGAUCUGAAGACAGUGCUCUCCCUGCCCCGCUACCCAGGGGAGUUCCUGCACCCCGUGGUGUACGCAUGCACGGCGGUCAUGCUGCUCUGCCUCCUGGCCUCCGUCGUCACCUACAUCGUGCACCAGAGCGCCAUCCGCAUCAGCCGCAAGGGCCGGCACACGCUCCUGAAUUUCUGCUUCCACGCAGCCCUGACCUUCACGGUGUUCGCCGGCGGCAUCAAUCGCACCAAGUACCCCAUCUUGUGCCAGGCGGUGGGCAUCGUGCUGCACUAUUCCUCGCUGUCCACCAUGCUGUGGAUAGGAGUGACCGCCAGGAACAUCUACAAGCAGGUGACCAAGAAGGCCCCUCUGUGCCUGGACGCAGACCAGCCGCCGUACCCCAGGCAGCCCCUGCUCAGGUUUUACCUCGUCAGCGGAGGGGUCCCCUUUAUCAUCUGUGGGGUCACGGCUGCCACGAACAUCAGGAAUUACGGGACAGAGGACGAGGACACGGCGUACUGCUGGAUGGCCUGGGAGCCCAGCCUAGGCGCCUUCUACGGCCCAGCCGCCAUCAUCGCCCUGGUCACCUGCGUGUACUUCCUGGGCACCUACGUGCAGCUGCGGCGCCACCCAGGGCGCAGGUACGAGCUGCGCACACAGCCCGAGGAGCAGCGGCGGCUGGCGACGCCCGAGGGCAGCCAUGGGAUCCGGCCGGGCACCCCACCCGCACGCGAUGCCCCCGGCGCCUCAGUGCUGCAGAACGAGCACUCAUUCCAGGCACAGCUGCGCGCCGCCGCCUUCACGCUGUUCCUGUUCACCGCCACGUGGGCCUUCGGGGCGCUGGCGGUGUCGCAGGGCCACUUCCUGGACAUGGUCUUCAGCUGCCUGUACGGCGCCUUCUGUGUGACCCUGGGACUCUUCGUGCUCAUCCACCACUGUGCCAAGCGCGAGGACGUGUGGCAGUGCUGGUGGGCAUGCUGCCCACCCCGCAAGGACGCCCACCCCGCGCUUGACGCCAACGGGGCUGCGCUGGGCCGCGCCGCCUGCCUGCACUCGCCGGGCCUGGGCCAGCCACGGGGCUUCGCGCACCCACCAGGACCCUGCAAGAUGACCAACCUGCAGGCCGCGCAGGGCCACGCCAGUUGCCUGUCACCGGCCACCCCGUGCUGCGCCAAGAUGCACUGCGAGCCACUGACGGCGGACGAGGCGCACGUGCACCUGCAGGAGGAGGGCGCCUUCGGGCACGACCCCCACCUGCACGGGUGCCUUCAGGGCAGAACUAAGCCGCCCUACUUUAGCCGGCACCCGGCAGAGGAGCCCGAGUACGCCUACCACAUCCCAUCCAGCCUGGAUGGCAGCCCCCGCAGCUCGCGCACAGACAGCCCCCCCAGCUCUCUGGACGGCCCAGCGGGGGCACAUACGCUGGCCUGCUGUGCCCAGGGCGACCCCUUCCCCAUGGUCACCCAGCCCGAGGGCAGCGAUGGGAGCCCUGCCCUCUACAGCUGCCCCACACAGCCGGGCAGGGAGGCAGCGCUCAGGCCCAGCCACUUGGAGAUGCUGCGGAGGACACAGUCCCUGCCCUUUGGUGGCCCCAGCCAGAACGGGCUGCCCAAGGGUAACUUGCUAGAAGGCCUGCCGUUUGGCACUGACGGGACUGGCAACAUCCGAACGGGACCCUGGAAAAACGAAACUACUGUGUAGACGGGGCAGAGGACAGGGUGUUCCCGGAGGAGCUUCAGAGCAGAGUGGGGCCAUCUGCCACAUGAGGUCCCUGGGGGCACCGAAGGGACUCUGCCUUUCAGAAGCAGUUCACACCCCGCCCCCUUCCUUGUGAAAGACCUCAGCGGGGAAACGCCCUGGGCCACGCCCACUCCCUUUAUCCCAAUUCCACGUGCUGGUCCCCGCACAUGGUCAUCGGGUUUCUGUCCUGGGGCACCCCAGAGGCAGAGCAGGGGAUUCCAUCAAAGGACCCACCCAGACCCCAGCAUGGCCCUGCCCGAGAUGCCCUGCCGCCCACGGAGUCCUGGCUUCCCCUGGUGUGGCCGGGUAGGGCCGAGAUCGCAGGAGGGGGCUGCCCUGAUCUUUCCCAGUGUUCAAUGUGUAUGUCUUGCGUUCUACUCCGGGGGUGGUGGCGGCAGGUCUGUCCCCAGCAUUCUCGCUCUGGGCAGAACCCUCGAGACCCUCUGCUGUCGUGUGUCUGAGCUGCCCCUGCAGCUUCACAGGGCCCCUGCACACCUCUGCCCACUCAGUGUCCCCUGUCAGCCCCGUCCUUGUCAUAGCCCCAGCACUGCAGGGCUGAGAGUACCACGGAUGCUGGGGGCUGCUCUGGACUUUGGGGAUGGCUGUCAGCCUCAGAGGGCCAAUGGGGGGCUUUCACGGGCCCAAGCCUUGGGAAAAUGCCCAGACAUCCUUUAGUGAAGACUCAACUUCCAAAACCAGCCACCAUUGGGACUGGAUUCCACUCCAGUAUAGGCACUUAGCAACAAGAAGGUUUAUUCCAAAAAGAAAAGGAGCUGACAGACGGGAGAUUCUCAUGGACAAAACCCCUUUCCCUUUCCCUUUUUCUCAUCUCCAUGAACAUCUGGGCACCAAGCCCUGACUCAAAGGACAGAUGUGGAUGACAACAAGCCUUCUGUGAAAGCAAAUGGCCCGUCCUUAGGUGGGAGGGAGUCCAGAGGGCCAUGGGUGUGAAACUGUGCACAGCUUUCCCUCCCUCCCUCUUCCUCCUUGUCUGUGACACGUGUGCACCCACACAUACACACACACAAACACAUGUGCAUAUCACACACAUACACACAAACACAUGCAUAUCACACAUACACAUGCACACACAAACGUGCAUAUCACACAUACACAUGCGCACACACAAACACGUGCAUAUCACACACAUACACAUGCACACACACGCACACAACCACAUGUGCAUAUCACACAUAUACACAUGCACACACACACAAACGUGCAUAUGACACACACACAUGUGCACACAUACUUAACACUUGCACCUGCCAUGCACAUGUGCGCACACGCAUAGUAGUGUGUUUCCAGCCACCCAUGCACUGAGUUUUCAUUGGAGAUUGUUUCACCCUGCAAACGUCAAUGUCAGCAGACUCGUCGGUGUGCUCUGCUAUCCGGUCGGCAGGUCUCACCAGGAGCGGAGCCUCCCUAGCGUGCACCUCCGAGAAGAGGGGUGUCGGGGAGUGUUCCUAGCGCCUGCUCGGUGGAAGGGCUCUCCAGAGACUGGCACUCAGUGUCUGAGUAUGAGGAGCCUCACUUCCCGGGGUGUCGGUAAACUUGACCGUGACGCAGUAACCCGCAGUGUGCUCCUCCCAGCAAACCCCGUGUGUCCUUACAGGUCGACCAGAUGGGCCACCGGAGGACUGCCAGGUGGCUCUGCCUCUGCCUCACCUUCUCACCUGCUUCCAUAGCUGAUGUGAACCCGAAUCCCCACGCUGUGCUGUGUACACACUGUAGGUGCAGAACCGUCCACACAAAAAUACAGUCUUGGCAUUGUUUGUUCUUUGUGAGGCUGGUUAAUAGCAUCCCCGUGUGUUUUUCUUGCCCUCGAUGGGGGUAGAGGGGCACCUGAGUGUGUGGCCCCCUUCUGUGUCCUGGAUCCCGGGGUGAGGCUGCUCUCCCUGGCCCCUCCAGCCCCUCAUGAACUUUCUGCCCUCAGUGCCCCUGGCUGAGCGGAGAGGCGUCCCACCGUUCCACCAAAGAAAGUCAACAUUGCACAUUAAACCUCUGUGUGUUUCUGUACUGA
Molecule: messenger RNA, 4067 nt
Organism: Nomascus leucogenys (northern white-cheeked gibbon)
Lineage: Eukaryota; Metazoa; Chordata; Mammalia; Primates; Hylobatidae
Gene: ADGRA1
Product: adhesion G protein-coupled receptor A1
Biological process (GO): G protein-coupled receptor signaling pathway; cell surface receptor signaling pathway
Cellular component (GO): postsynaptic density; plasma membrane; glutamatergic synapse
Molecular function (GO): G protein-coupled receptor activity
Source: RefSeq, a predicted model, not a curated record